GUUUCACGAGCCAAUUAGUUAGAGGGUUUCAUUUUGGUAUAUGUAAAUGGCAAAAGAGAUGAUGAAGGGGAGCUGCAAAAAGGGCGCCCCAUCGCCUUGCGCUGCGUGCAAGCUUCUGCGGCGGCGUUGCACUCAAGACUGCGUUUUUGCUCCUUAUUUCCCAGCGGAUCAACCCCACAAAUUCUCCAGUGUUCACAAGGUGUUUGGAGCUAGCAACGUCACCAAAUUGUUGCAGGAGUUACCCGAGCAACACCGGAGCGACGCAGUGAGUUCGAUGGUGUAUGAAGCGAAUGCGAGGAUUCGAGACCCAAUUUACGGGUGUGUGGGAACAAUAUCGUGCCUACAACGACAAGUAGAUGCGCUACAACAACAAUUGGCGAUGACACAAGCCCAGCUGCUUCAUUUCAAAAUGGCCCAAUUUUCUUUGGCAUCACAACCAUCGUCCACUGAUGAUGUCCUCCCUUCGCCGCCCAAUACCAAUGUGCCCUCAUUCACCUCCUUGUGAUCUUGCUACCCUUUGCUUUUGUUUUGACCCAUUUUUCAUUGUCUCUUACAUUUUGACACCUUAAAAAUUUAGAGUUUUGAUGCUUCCA
Molecule: messenger RNA, 593 nt
Organism: Cucurbita moschata (crookneck pumpkin)
Lineage: Eukaryota; Viridiplantae; Streptophyta; Magnoliopsida; Cucurbitales; Cucurbitaceae
Product: LOB domain-containing protein 4-like
Exons: 2
Coding region: 47-505 (152 amino acids)
Source: RefSeq, a predicted model, not a curated record